AUGAAAACUUCAAUUUUUAACAUUUGUCUUAUCGUUAUUAUAUGUAUCCUGACCUUGAAAACAUCAACUAUCAAUGGUUAUGUUGUCAGAAGUUAUUCUGUAGAUGACAGUGACCAGUCACCCCGUGAAGCUACUCUGUUGACCAAAGUGGCCAGUCACCCCGUGGUCCCGGUCAUAAAAGAAGCUACUCUGUUGACCAAAGUGGCUAGUCACCCUGUGGUCCCGGUCAUAAAAGAAGCUACUCUGUUGACCAAAGUGGCUAGUCAUCUGGUGGCGUAG
Messenger RNA from Cetraspora pellucida, 279 nucleotides. Lineage: Eukaryota; Fungi; Glomeromycota; Glomeromycetes; Diversisporales; Gigasporaceae. The record is from the annotation of a GenBank genome assembly.